Molecule: messenger RNA, 1937 nt
Organism: Nicrophorus vespilloides
Lineage: Eukaryota; Metazoa; Arthropoda; Insecta; Coleoptera; Silphidae
Gene: Nop60B
Product: H/ACA ribonucleoprotein complex subunit 4
Exons: 7
Coding region: 120-1613 (497 amino acids)
Biological process (GO): mRNA pseudouridine synthesis; rRNA pseudouridine synthesis; snRNA pseudouridine synthesis
Cellular component (GO): box H/ACA snoRNP complex
Molecular function (GO): pseudouridine synthase activity; RNA binding
Source: RefSeq, a predicted model, not a curated record
UAAGCUUCUGAAAAAAGACCAAAGCACGCUAACGCUACACGCUAUAUUUGUAGUGUGUUUGGUUUGUUGUCCUUAACCUAUCUUUUAAGUCAAAACACGUGUUCUGAGCAAGUUCGACCAUGGCAGAAAUAGGAAAGAAAAAGAAGGACAAGCAACUAGGUGAUAUCCAAAAGGCCAACGAUUUCCAUUUGGAAUCGUCAACCACUGCGGCCAAGUUGGAUACAUCGAAAUGGCCCCUGCUUCUGAAGAACUUUGAUCAUCUGAAUGUCCGCACAAACCAUUACACCCCCUUACCUUUUGGAGCAUCACCAUUGAAGAGAGAGAUCUCUGAAUACAUCAAAUCUGGAUACAUCAAUUUGGACAAACCAAGCAACCCAAGCAGUCACGAAGUUGUGGCUUGGAUUAAGCGUAUUUUAAAGGUGGAGAAAACUGGUCAUUCAGGAACUUUAGAUCCUAAAGUAACAGGUUGCCUGAUUGUAUGCAUUGAUAGAGCGACGCGUUUAGUCAAAUCACAACAAUCUGCUGGAAAAGAAUAUGUUAGUGUAUUUAAGUUGCAUUCUGAAGUGGAGGGUGGAGUGGUUAAGGUCGGACAAGGUUUGGAGAAGCUUCGUGGAGCGCUCUUCCAACGUCCUCCCUUGAUUUCCGCUGUGAAGAGGCAGCUCCGUGUAAGGACUGUAUAUGACAGCAAGUUAUUGGAUUUCGAUGAUACCAGGAAUAUUGGUGUGUUUUGGGUCAGCUGCGAGGCUGGUUCGUACAUCCGUACGAUGUGCGUCCACUUGGGUCUUGUCUUGGGUGUCGGAGGUCAAAUGUUGGAGUUGCGUCGCGUCCGUUCAGGUAUCCAAGGGGAAGCCGACGAUAUGGCUACGAUGCAUGAUGUCCUCGAUGCCAUGUGGUUGUACGAGAAUCACAAGGAUCAGAACUACCUGAGACGCGUGAUAAGACCGUUGGAAGGACUUUUGGUGAAACACAAGCGCAUCAUCAUGAAGGACAGCGCCGUCAACGCCGUGUGUUACGGAGCCAAAAUUCUGUUACCUGGAGUAUUACGUUACGAGGAUGGCAUCGAACUUAACGAGGAGAUUGUCAUUGUUACUACUAAAGGAGAAGCGGUCGCUCUGGCCGUUGCUAUGAUGACCACAUCCACCAUGGCCAGCUGCGAUCAUGGCGUCAUUGCCAAGAUCAAGAGGGUCAUUAUGGAGAGGGACACCUACCCGAGAAAGUGGGGAUUGGGACCAAAGUCUUCGCAGAAGAAGGUGCUCAUCUCACAAGGAAAAUUGGACAAGCACGGAAAACCGAAUGAAAACACACCGAGCGAUUGGUUGACUAGUUACGUAGAUUACAGCGUCGUCAAAAGUGAACCAGCUGAUGGUGAAACCAAUAAUGAUGAAUCCAAGAAGCGCAAGAUGAGCGUAGGACCAGAGGCCGCGGUGGAAGAAUCCGAAAGCACAAACGAGGAGAAACACAAAAAGAAGAAGAAGAAGAUCAAGACCGAAGUCGAGGAGGAAUCACCAGAAUCUACGCCCGCUGAAACUACCGAAGAACCUGAAGUGAAGAAAGACAAAAAGAAGAAGAAGAAGAAAGACAAAUCAAAGGACAAGGAGGAAGAAGAGAGUUAAGUUGCUGUGCACGAAUGCAUUUAAUUUUUAUUAAUAAAUAUCCAUUUUAUAAAAUACAUUUUUCAGUUUUGUUUUUUGUUUAAGUAGAGAAACUAUUAUUUUUUAUAUUGUAUAAGAAAUUAUAUAUAAUUAUGUAUAGAUGAGUGUGGAAAGGAAAUCGGUAAUUGUCGAUGAAUGUUUCUUUCUCCCUUUAUAAAAAAAAAUGAUUGUGUAUUUUAUAUACUAUUUGUAUAUAGUUUAUUUCGUACAUUGAAACUUAAAUCAAUUUAUUACAUUGGAUACGAAUCAUAUUAACCUAAGUGAAGACAAAUAAAAUUUAAAAAA